AUGGCGACCUCGUCGAUGCCGGAGUCGGAGAGGAACUCGGGUGCGAAAGCGUCGGGUGAGCGUCGACCAGGAGCAGGUCGUCCCACGGGGCCCUGCCGUGGCGUGGAGCCGCACUGCGGGAGCAGCCGGCGGCGAGAGUGAGGGCCACAGACCCCGCGCCUCUCUACCAGAAGGUCCCUGGAGCCGAUGGAGGAAAACGAAGUAGAGAGCAGCAGCGACGCGACCCCCGGGCCUGGCCGACCUGAGGAGCCUUCCGAGAGUGGCCUGGGAGUGGGCACCUCGGAAGCCGUAUCGGCCGACAGCAGCGACGCCGUGGCCGCCCCGGGACCUGUAGAGGCGGAUGACUCAGGCGUGGGGCAAAGCUCGGACCGUGGCAGCAGCUCUCUGGAGGAAGUUUCAGAGAGCAGCUCAAGCACAGACCCCCUGCCCCAUGGCUACCUCCCAGACUCGUCCUCUGUGUCCCGCAGUCCAGUGAUGGGGGUGACGGGCGGCCCCCCAACCCUGGUGCACUCCAGCGUACUCCCAGAUCCCGCCCUGCUGGUGUCUGACUGCACCGCGUCGUCCUCCGACCUGGGCUCAGCUAUCGACAAGAUCAUUGAGUCCACCAUCGGGCCUGACCUUAUCCAGAGCUGCAUCACUGUGACCAGCGCUGAGGAUGGUGGGGCCGAGACCACACGCUUCCUCAUCCUGCAGGGCCCAGACGAUGGAGCUCCCCUGGCAUCACCAAUGUCCAGUUCCACCCUGGCCCACAGCCUGGCAGCCAUCGAGGCGCUGGCUGACGGUCCCACGUCCACCUCCACGUGCCUGGAACCACCAGAGGUGGCACAGGAUGGGCCCAGCUCCCCAGGUGUGCAGCCGCUGGCGGGCCCUGGCACGGAGGAGCCAGACCUGCAGAGCCUGGAGGCCAUGAUGGAGGUGGUGGUGGUGCAGCAGUUCAAGUGCAAGGUGUGCCGGUACCGGAGUAGCACCAAGACCACGCUGCUGCGCCACAUGUGGGAGCGCCACUUCCGGCCAGCAGUCAGUAAGAAAGCCCGUGUGCGGAAGUGGGGUGCCUCAGCCAAGGCUCAGGAGCAGGAGGGGCCUGAAGAGGAGGAGGAGGAUGACAUCGUUGACGCUGGGGCCAUUGAUGAUCUAGAGGAGGACAGUGACUACAAUCCAGCUGAGGAUGAGCCCCGAGGCGGUCGGCAGCUGCGGCCCCAGCGCCCGGCCCCUAGCACCCCAAGACCUCGAAGGAAACCUGGCCGGCCCCGGAAGCUGCCUCGCUUAGAGACCUCAGACUUCCCAGACGAUGUGGAAGGAGAGCCUCUGGUGAGCUCCCAGAGUGGCCAGAAUCCCGCGGAGUGUCAGCACCAGGACCCCGAAGUCCCCAGCUCCUCCCGCCCAGGACGGCAGGCAGCCCUGGGCAGGACCAGGAGGGCACCCAAGGAGCCCGCCAUCAGCCAGUCGGAUGCCGAGAAUGCUGCUCCCUCCGGCCAGGACCCACCGGACCCCCCACCCCGCCGCCGGGGCCGGCCCUCCCGGCGCUUCCUUGGCAAGAAAUACCGAAAGUACUACUACAAGUCACCUAAACCCCUGCUGAGACCCUUCCUGUGCCGCAUCUGCGGCUCCCGCUUCCUGUCCCAUGAGGAUCUGCGCUUCCACGUCAGCUCCCACGUGGCCGGCGACCCCCAGCUCUUCAAGUGCCUGCAGUGCAGCUACCGCUCCCGCCGCUGGUCCUCGCUCAAGGAGCACAUGUUCAACCACGUGGGCAGUAAACCCUACAAGUGUGAUGAGUGCAGCUACGCCAGCGUCUACAGGAAGGAUGUCAUCCGGCAUGCAGCCGUGCACAGCCGGGACCGGAAGAAGAAGCCAGAUCCGACCCCGAAGCUGAGCUCUUUCCCGUGCCCCGUGUGUGGUCGAGUCUACCCCGUGCAGAAAAGGCUCACGCAGCACAUGAAGACACAUAGCACCGAGAAGCCCCACAUGUGUGACAAGUGCGGGAAGUCCUUUAAGAAGCGCUACACCUUCAAGAUGCACCUGCUCACACACAUCCAGGCUGUAGACAACCUCAGGUUCAAGUGCGAGUUCUGUGAGUUCCUGUGUGACGACAAGAAGGCACUGCUGAACCACCAGCUGUCCCACGUCAGCGACAAGCCCUUCAAAUGCAGCUUCUGCUGCUACCGCACCUACCGGGAGGACUUCCUGCUAUCCCACGUGGCCAUCAAGCACACAGGCGCCAAGCCCUUCGCCUGUGAGUACUGCCACUUCAGCACUCGGCACAAGAAGAACCUGCGCCUGCAUGUGCGCUGCCGCCACGCCAACAGCUUCGAGGAGUGGGGGCUGCGGCACCCCGAGGACCCCCCCUCCCGCCGCCGUCCCUUCUUCUCUCUGCAGCAGAUCCAGGAGCUGAAGCAGCAGCACGCCUCACCCCCCGUGCUGCCGUCCGCCCCCUCGGGAAGCUCCGAGAACCUCCCGGAAGCAACAGCCUUCCAAUCAUCGGAUACGCCCUCACUGCUCUGCCCUGACACCCUGAGCGGCGCCACCAUCAUCUACCAGCAAGGAGCUGAGGUGUCCGCGGCGAUGGCCACGCAGACGGCCUUGGAUCUGCUGCUGAACAUGAGCGCCCAGCGGGAACUGGGGGGCACUGCCCUACAGGUGGCUGUGGUGAAGUCUGGGGAUGUGGAUGCAGAGCUUGCGCCCUCUGGUGGGCAGCCCUCCCCAGAGGGGGCCACUCCACAAGUGGUGACCCUGCACAUGGCAGAGCCAGCAAGCAGUGUGUCAGCCGAGAGCCAGCUAGGCCCCCCUGACCUACAGCAGAUCACCCUGGCGCCAGGGCCAUUUGGCGGGGCUGGCUACAGUGUCAUCACAGCACCCCCCAUGGAGGAGGGGACGUCAGCUCCGGGCACACCUUACAGUGAGGAGCCCUCCGGGGAGGCCGCCCAGGCUGUGGUGGUGAGUGAGGAGGCCCUGAAAGAAGCUGGCACCCACUACAUCAUGGCGGCCGAUGGCUCCCAGCUGCACCAAAUUGAACUGACUGCCGACGGCUCCAUCUCCUUCCCAAGCCCUGAAACCCUGGCCUCAGGCACCAAGUGGCCCCUGCUGCAGUGUGGGGGAUUGCCCAGAGAUGGCCUUGAGUCCCCAUCCCCAGCCAAGACCCACCAAGGUGGGGGCCUGCAGGCCUCUGCCUCCCCGCCGCCCACCACGGCUGUGCCGUGGAAGAAGUUUUCCUGCAAGAUCUGCGCCGAGGCCUUCACUGGCCGAGCGGAGAUGGAGAGUCACAAGCGGGCCCACGUCGGGCUCAGGGCCUUCAAGUGCCGCUACUGCCCCUUCAGUGCCUGCCAGUGGCCCGAAGUUCGGGCCCACAUGGUGCAGCACUCAAGCCUGCGCCCCCACCAGUGCAACCAGUGCAGCUUCGCCUCCAAGAACAAGAAGGACUUGCGGCGGCACAUGCUGACCCACACCAACGAGAAGCCUUUUGAGUGCCACCUCUGCGGGCAGCGCUUCAACCGCAACGGGCACCUCAAGUUCCACAUCCAGCGGCUGCACAAUCCUGAAGGGAAGAGGCUGGGGCCGCCUCCAGUGCAGACACCCAACCAGACCAUCAUCAUCAACAGCGACGACGAGACGCUGGCCUCCUUGCACACGGCCCUCCAGUCCACUCAUGGGGUCUUGGGCCCAGAGCGGCUGCAGCAGGCACUGGCCCCAGAGCACAUCAUUGUGGCCCAGGAACAGACUGUGAGCAACCAGCAGGAGGAGGCCACCUACAUCCAGGAGAUCACAACUGCAGAUGGCCAGACGGUGCAGCACCUCGUGACCUCCGACAACCAAGUACAGUACAUCAUCUCCCAGGACGGAGUCCAGCACCUGCUCCCCCAGGAGUAUGUUGUGGUCCCUGAGGGCCACCACAUACAGUUACAGGAUGGCCAGAUUACACACAUCCAGUAUGAGCAGGGCACUCCGCUCCUUCAGGAGUCCCAGAUCCAGUAUGUGCCCCUUUCCCCGGGCCAGCAGCUUGUCACCCAGGCUCAGCUGGAGGCUGCAGCACACUCGGCCGUCACAGCCGUGGCCGAUGCCGCCAUGGCCCAAGCCCAGGGCCUGCUGAGCUCGGAGGCAGCCCCAGAGCACAUCCAGCAGCUACAGCACCAGGGCAUCGAGUAUGACGUCAUUACGCUGGCAGACGAAUGACCCAGAACCCAGCACCAACCAGCUACAUGGCCAGCCCUAGUGUGUGCAGGGGCCUCCAGGACAUCAGGUGCUGGGCCAUCAGCGUCCUGUCACUCAGAAGCCAGACCUGUGCUACAGGGGGUGAGGGUGGCCAAAGGCCCCAAGCGGGACUUGCUGGGGGUGGGGGUGGGUGGUAGCCUGCGGGCAGGCUUGGAGAGAACUUUUAUUUUCAUUUGGAUGCACCCUUUGGCCCUCAGUCUCAAUAAAAGGGACCAGAGUUCAGCCCUGGCCGGGUUGCUUUGUCCACUUGCUAUAGCCCGGAGCCCAGGCAGGCCCUGGGAAGUGGUGGAAGGUGGAGCCUGGGAACUGCCCAAGUAGCCGGUGUGUGCCCUCUGUGGCUUCCCUGCCACUGUGAGUAGAGGUCUGCCUGCCAGCCAGGGCAGAGUCCAUAUGCUGGCUGUGCUGCAAGCGUGUUGUGGAGCAGCUGCAGGGCGUUGAAUUGUGGGCUGGCCAUGGCCUCCAGCCCUUCAUGCAGGGGUGGGUGCAGGCCCAGGUGGGGUAUGAGGCUGGGAGGUGGGUGAUAAAGGGAUCAGUGCAGUGGGGACUGCGAGUGACAGGCAGGCAUCAGAGUGGUGAAGGGCCAGGGCCCGGAGAAGGUGAGCCUGUUUGUUGACGGGCUGGUCCCCAUUCCUCAGCCUUCUCUGCCCUCAAGACCCUCACGAGUUCUUGGGAGGGUUUCUGUAUUUCAUUUUACAAAUGAACAAGGUGUCAGCCGUGGGAAGGUUGGGGGCGGGAUGGGAGGCAUGGACCUAUUUACAGGAUCUUGGAGUGAGUUCAAGGUGUGGCAUUGGGGGACGGGGCAGGGAGGGGAGCCCUGGCAGAGCCAUCUCUUCCUAUGACGUUCGUUGGCAGUCUGACCUGCUGCCUCCCAGGGGGAGGGUCCUGGGGUCUGCUUAGCCCCUAGGAGCCCGAGUCCCAGCAGUCCGUCAGGCCCUGGGCCCACCUCCCUGCACAGUGUGCUAAGUGGGGUGAGCCUCUCGGCUGGGGCCCUGCUCUCGGCUCGAGUCCCUGUCAUCCGAGGACGAUGCUGACGAGCUGGAGCCGUGGCCACGGCUGGUCUGCCGGUACGCAGCACUCAGCUCCUGGAGCCGUUCGGGCGUUGGCCCCCACUUGGCAAAGCCAGGCUCGUUCUGCAGGAAGAGCACCACCGUGUUGUAGACGGACUUGUAAUGCAUCUCCUCCCUGUGACGAUGAGGGACAGCGCUUAGGGCCGGCCCCAGGCCGUCCACCCUCUGCUCGGGGCCAGCCCCAAGCUCCAGGCCCCACCCUCCAGAGGCCUCCCCUGGGCACCCACUUCUUGCAGACGUGCUGGGAGCCACUGCGGUACUCAUGCUCGAAAGCAGGCAGGACCAGCUGGUGGCGCUUGAAGCGACUCUGCUCCAUGCGGGUGAGCGCCGGUGUCGGGGGUUCCCGCCACUCGGGGAUGUACACGAUGAAGGACAGGGGCUCCGGGGAGCUCUCCAGCAGUUUCUGUGGGGGCAGGGUGGGCGUCGGGGCUGCUCUUGGCACAGCUGGCAACCCGGCCAGCUCCCUGGCAGCAGCAGCAUCACUCACCUCAAAAUGAGAAACUGUGGCAUCCAUGAGCUCCUCACAGAAGGGCGGGUUGGCCUCAAAGGAGCCACUCAGUGGGGAGAAGUCCAGGCAGGGCCUGGGGACAGGAGAGCAGCCAGCCCCUCACAAAACUGCUGAGGUAGCGGGGAUGAGGCAGGGUGGUCUCCCCCCAGUGGGUGAGACAGCUCAGGGACAGUGCGCUAGCUCGAGGAGGCUGAGAGGAAACCCAGCUCUGCCUCAUGGACUCCCGGCCCCCGAGCCUGUGCCCUCCCCUCACAUCUGUGCUCCCCUCGAACCGGGGCGCCCCUAGUGCACACGGAGCGAAUUCCCCAAGAGGCACAGACACCAGGGUGGGCUUCCGGGGCGGGGCUUCAGCAGUACAUGCUAGAGCAGAGACUACCCAGGCUAGACUGGGCUGCCUCUGCAGCCUUAGAGCACUAUACUAUACUGCUGGCCGACGGGGGCUCCGCCCCCCAGACCUACCCUCGGGAGCCGAAGUAGCCAUCUGUGUCCAGGAAGGCAGAGCAGUACUGGCGGAAGUAGCAGUUGAGGGGUGAAGCGAAGCACUCAAAGCUGACGCCAAAGAGCCGGUGGAGGGCCUCGAAGACUUGCACGGGCAGUGCACCCUGCAGGCCUGUCCCCUCGUAAAGCCCCACGCCAAACAUCAUCUGCCGGGGGAAGUUCAGUCAGCGAGCACCCAGCUCUCUCCACCUCCCUUCCCCUCCAGGGCCCACUGACCAGGCCCAUACCUGGUACCGGCGGAGGAGACACCAGACUCGGGGCAGGAACCUCUCAAAGGCAGAGUCAUCGAUGCAGCUAUAGCGAUACAGGAGCCACUGGGGACAGGGGGGAGGGGGUGUUGCCAGUGGCCCCCCGCUCUCCAGUACUAGUCUCUUGCUGAGAUGUAGGCAGAACCUGGGGUCCCCCACUUGUCCAUCCAUUAAGAGUGCUUCUCCCAUGGGUGGGGACUUGACACUUACCAGCUUGCUGAAGUAGUUGCGGCUGACUUUGACCAUCUCGCCCUUGUACCGCAGGCAGACCAUGUGGCUCUCCAUGUGCAUCUCCACGUUGGGCAGGGGGGGCGCAGACACGGCCAGCCGUACCGGGUAGCAGUACACUAAGCGGGGCUCCACCUCGGGGGCCUCCACCACCUCUGUAGGCAGAGACAGCAGUGAGGAGAGAGCUGGUCCUCCCCGCCCGAGGCUGUGGCCCAGCAAGGAGAGCGAGCAAAAGGUCAGAGAAACACCCAGGCCCUCAGUGGGGCGUCCGUCCAUCUGCCUACCAAGUGCCAGGUAGGACCCACUGUGCCAUCCAGGCACCCAGUGGCUGGGGCUUAGGGGUCCCACCGCCUGGUGGGUGUGCCCCAAGAACAUGGGGGCCACACUCUUCCUCGGGCAUAUUACAUCUCCCCCUGCCAAAGCCCUUCUCCUGGUGCUGGGUCGGGGGAGUGGGCUCCCCACACCUGCCCAAGGCCCAGCUUCACUGUGCCUUCCCGGGGCCGAGGCCGGGCCCUACCCGAGAUGCUGUUCUCCUUGAGGAUAGCAAGGUGCUUCUCACGGAUCCGCCUGACGUACUCCAGGGAGAUGUGGUAGAUCUUACUGCAGAUGCCCUCCACGGAGUCCUUGGCCGCAGCCAAGACAUGGGGGCCGCACUGCCUCCGCAGGUGUUCCAGACGGUCCUGGGGGAAAGCUGUUGGUCAGGGGGCACCGAGGGCCUCUGCUGGAUCCUUUGGCAGAGAGGCAGGCUCUGCUGCUCACCAGCAGUGUUCCUUGGACAGAGCCCUGGGCUUGUUUAAGCUUUGUCCCUCUAUUGUCGGGGACAGGGAUUUGUCACAGGGCAGAGUGACUGUCUGCUCACCCCUUCACCUGGCCCUGGCCCCAGCCCCAUGUGCAACUUUGGAAAACAGAGUGGGCAGCACAGCCCCAAGUGCUGAGGGCAGCAUGGCGACCAGGCGUCCUUGCUCACUGCAGCUUGGGAGUGACCUGGGUGUGUGUAGCUUUGAAGAAUGGUGCAUGAGCUUGGUGAGUGGCUAAGAGUCCCUGCGACUGCUGGCCCUCUGAGGGUCAAAUGCACGGUGCCUAGCAGCCUGGAAGCGAACACCAUCUUGCUGGACCCCUCACCAUGUAGUCCUCCUUGGAGGCCGAGUGGUCCUUCCGCAGCCAGCUGAAGGUGUCCUCCACGUUCCACUUGACCACCUUCCUGCUGUCAGGGGAUGCACUCCUGGGAGGGAGAGGAAGAAAGGCUGCUGUUGGUGGUGGCCACCCUUAUUUGACUCCACCUUGGGAGCGGGACAGGUGGCCUCCAACUCCCCCACCCCCAUCACAGGCCCAUCUCGCUUGGGGCAGAGGGCCAAACCUGGACUCAAUGAGCCUCCGGGCGGCCUCUGCAUAUUUGAAGAGCAGGCGCUUGGCUUCCUCCCGAAACUUGAUCCGGGAUAGCCUGGAGGCAGGGUGUCGACCUUAAGGCCCAGAAGGGGCUGGCCUGGAAGCCAGGUGGUGGAGGCCCUCCCCAGCCUAGGGCUGUACCUGAUGGGAAUGUCAUUCAUGAUUUCUCGAAACAUGGAUGGCGACACAAGCGGCUCGCAGUCGCUGGGCAGCAGGGGGUCCGAGCCUUUGUCCACCACCUUGCGCUCCAGCAGCCAGCGGUUGAAGGAUUCCCGCGGAGGUUCAAUGCCUGCGAGACGGAGACUGCCUGGUUGAGGAGUGGCACCUGGCCUGGCGCGCGGGGGCCCUCGGCCUGCAGAAGUCUGUCUUAGGCAGACUCAGUCACUGGUUUCAAAGUGUGCUCAUGAAGUUGCACACGGUUCAAAGGGGUGCGGCAGGGUCUUACAGUCCCACCAUGGUAGCAGGCCUGUUGAUUGAUUCUAACCAAUAAAGACUGCUGAUGACCGA
Echinops telfairi (small Madagascar hedgehog) is the source of this 8645-nucleotide messenger RNA. It is a transcript of the gene ZNF335, whose product is annotated as zinc finger protein 335. Gene Ontology annotation, cellular component: nucleus. Bases 187 to 4164 code for a protein of 1325 amino acids. Gene Ontology annotation, molecular function: RNA polymerase II cis-regulatory region sequence-specific DNA binding. Gene Ontology annotation, biological process: regulation of gene expression; brain development; positive regulation of neurogenesis. The transcript has 28 exons. NCBI's taxonomy places the organism in Eukaryota, Metazoa, Chordata, Mammalia, Afrosoricida, Tenrecidae. The record is from RefSeq and is a predicted model, not a curated record.